UCGGGAAUUUCAAUAUGGGUUUUGAAACAAAUGUUGGAUUUUGAUUUCAGAGUUAUUUCUUUUAAUUAUUUUUGAUGAUAUUCCUUUUUAAUAUUGAAAUUUUAAAAUUGUAUUGAUAUAUCAAAAAAUAGUAUGCGAUAAUCUCCUUUACACGGAAGUGUCGCGGCGGCGCAUUUCACAAAUUUAAUUAAUAUAUAAACCCAAAUGUAUUCUAAAUCCGAGUAUAAACCCGUCUAUCUUGUGUUACUCGAAAAUACCCGACUGGGGCCUUUGGCCACUUCCUAACAGAUAAGGGACUGCUGUUUCGGUUCAGGUGCAUAAGCAUCUUAGCGUCCUUUGUUUUUCCUUUGCUCGCUACUCAGUUCUACUGAAUUCAACUCUUUUAUCUGUAGAGGAAUGAGAUCUUCACGAAGUCUUCAGGUUUGGAAACUGGGAACGGUAAACUACUUGGAGGGACUGAAAUUGCAGGAAAAGCUGGUCUCUGACAGGAAAGUUAAUAAAAUUCCUGAUACACUCUUGUCCCUGCAACAUCCACCUACAUAUACCCUUGGCAAGAGGAGGACUGAUCAUAAUCUAUUGAUCCCCACAUCUGAACUCCAGAAGCUUGGAGCUGAACUUCACUAUACACAAAGAGGAGGUGACAUUACAUAUCACGGUCCCCAUCAGGCCAUUUUGUACCCCAUUAUUUCUCUUCGUGAGAUUGGACUUGGUGCUCGGAAUUAUGUGGAGAGACUUGAAUUGACUAUGAUUGAAUUGGCGUCACUAUAUGGCGUCAAAGCUUGUGCUGGGCAAAAGGGUCAGACAGGGGUUUGGGUUGUAGAUAGAAAGAUUGGUGCAAUUGGAGUUCGUAUAUCAUCUGGAAUCACCUCUCAUGGAUUGGCAUUUAACAUUGAUCCUGAUUUAAACUAUUUUAAGCAUAUUGUACCUUGUGGGAUUGUGGAUAAGGAAGUUACAUCUUUGAGAAGGGAGACAGGAAACGGAAAUCAACCAAGGAGACUGCUAGUAUCUAUCUCCUCAUUUUCAUCAAAUGAAGGAAAUUUAAGCGGAGUUAUUAAAGAUCCCCAGAAUGCUUUGGAGACAAGUUUGAGGAAGGCACCACCAAGCCUUUCAAACCCUUCUCAGAACAAGCAACAUCAAUAGUUUUCUUGUGGAGAUCUCAAAAAGAAAGAGAAACUCAUCCUUUUUCCAAAUUUUUGCAGUUCUUUUUUCUUCCUUAGUUUCAUUGCUUGAGAGGUAGAAGAAUUGCAUCCUAUACAUUUCUUAUUUGUUGUUUUUGGUUUUCCAUUUACAUGCUAUGGAUCUGUAAUUUAUUUUUUUCCCCUAAGUCUCUGUCUUAAUAGAAAAUUAUGGAGGAUGUAAUAUAGAGCUGUAUUUACAUGAACUCUGUAAAAAUUAUAUUAGAGAUAGAAUCAGUCAUUCCAAAAGAUUCAUCAGUUUACUAUAAUUGGAGACUGAUUAUUUUGCUCUUCUUUUUUCGACCUUAUAACUAUUCUUCUUCAUCUUUUCCUUUUGAUUUAAAAUUUUUUAGAAUAUGGAACUUCUCUCUUGUGGCUUUUAUUAUUUUUUCAUGUGGCCUCAUGUGAAGAGCAAUGCAGGGAUGGAUGCUUUAAAUUAUUUUGGCACAAAAACAAUGAAUAUUGAGGGUUGCAUAUGUUAAAUCUGCAGUUGUGCUAUUAGAAUUUGCGCAUCCUUUCAGUCGGGUUGAUCCAUUACAUUUGGGCUUCUUUGAGUGUCCAUGUUCUUAAGUUCAUCAUCUUACUCAAUAAUUUCAUUUUCUCCUAUUUUGGUUAUUUGCUAUUUACAUUAUAAAGCCAUGACAUCUUGAUUGCUUUUAUGAAGGCUCAGUUUGGGAGAGGGAAAAUGGGAGGAAAAUGAAGGGAAAUAGGUUGUGGGGCUCACAUGAUUAGAAACACACUUGUGGGCCCCUUGUCCCUUUUCCUCUCUUUUUCCAUUCUCCCCAUUUUCUGCCCUCUCCCGAACAAAGGUGAACUGUUGACAUCUUAAUUUCUGAUUCUGAUAGACGCACUGAUUUUAUCAGGUCCUCAGAUUAAACUCGACUGAUUUAUCACCACGUGUGCCUUUGUAGUUUGCACCUAAGCUCUGCAUGCAUAUGGAUUAUUUGACUUGAUUGCAUUUGCAGUCUGAUUAACUGCAAUGUUUAAAAUGAUCCUUGAUAAUUUAACCUCAUGUGGCAUAACCAGAAAUGCUAACCAUGACAUCAUCUUGCAUUGACUUAUUCUGAUACCCUUGAUGAAUACAUAAGUUUAUUUUUACAAUUAGAAUACACUGACUUUUACCUAUUUGAAUCUGUUCAUGUUUCAACUAAUUGCCUUAUUGUGAAUAAUUAUAGUAGAAUGAUUAAGGUUCAACUUAAUUAGGCUGAAAGUUUUGCCUCAUGAUGGCAUACAAAUGUAUCUUUUCAAUUAACUAGUACUCCCCUUUUUCUCCGACCACCUCCAUCUGGAUCUCCAUAUACUGCUCAACCAAAAAGAAUCUGAGGAGGUGGGCCAUUUGAUUGUACCAUUCUUUCUUGCCAUCUCUAAAUGUUCAUUGGAAUUAUUGCAUGUCCCUUCAAGCAAACCUUUGGCAGAUCUGAAUUGAGAGGUGUUACUCUCAACAUGGCUUGCAUAAGUCUUACACUUCUUGUAAGAAUCUAAAAUAAAAAUGAGGCAUUUUAGACCAAAAGCUGGGAAGUUUCUUUAUACUCAUUGUCAUAGUGUAAUGGCCAUUUGAACCUUAAACAUAAAAAAUAAUAAAAAAAAUGCAUUUUUACUGUCUUAUGUGCUGUGUAUAAUUCUAGAUUGGAGGGUGUAUCCAAGUUAAAUAAGAUUGUUUGAGGACUAUGUUGAGCAUGUAAAUAGAAACUGCCAAGAACUUUCGCUAUGCCAUACCUUAUUUAGUGCAUAAAAAGAUGAUCCAAUUUUAACUUCAUAUUAACAAAAUUUGAUUAUUUCAUA
This is a messenger RNA of Hevea brasiliensis (rubber tree), 2957 nucleotides long. RefSeq names its product octanoyltransferase LIP2, mitochondrial. Gene Ontology annotation, molecular function: lipoyl(octanoyl) transferase activity. The record is from RefSeq and is a predicted model, not a curated record. The transcript is spliced from 3 exons. Gene Ontology annotation, cellular component: mitochondrion. Gene Ontology annotation, biological process: protein lipoylation. Bases 397 to 1140 code for a protein of 247 amino acids. NCBI's taxonomy places the organism in Eukaryota, Viridiplantae, Streptophyta, Magnoliopsida, Malpighiales, Euphorbiaceae.